CUCCCACCAUCUACGAUUGGAGACGUUUCCAAAGCCUUUUAUUCCUCUCCAUCUCGCCAUCUCGCCAUCUCUCUCUCCAGUCUGUCACACCAUCCUGCAGUCCCUCCCAUUGCCCCUUUAAUCGUGUGUUUUACAACCAGGCCUUCAGUGCGUCCAACUCGGUGCGUAAAAUGAGUUUCCACUGAGAAAUAGUUCUCACAAGUCGCACCUCAGCUGGAGAAAGAAGCCUGACGCGACACGCAGCUGAGAGUUUUAUGCGAGAUGGGCGUGUGUAUGUGAUGUGUGUUGAGUUGUGAGUACCAGCCCUCUCAGUGAGUCCUGGAGCAACAGCUGGAUCAGUGAAUCCUACAGCAACAGCUGGAGCAACAUCUGGAUGAUCAGCAGUCCGACCAGCAGGAUGUUGCGAGAGGAGUCGUCACAUUAAGUCAGCGUAGUAGUGAAAUAUUCAUGAUGCCUUCACUGUCGAGGAUUGGAUGGACUGAUUUCUGUCUCCUUCUGCUCUGGAAGACAACAGCAGCUCAGAGUGUGGAGGUGCGGUGCUCUGUGGGACCGGUGGGGGCGCUGCACCCGGUCCAGGGUCUGCUGGAGAGGUUUGAGGCUGGUCCGGGCUGUGAAGCUAGAGAACGCGGGGACAAGGAAACUCAUGUGGUUGCAGUGGGGAGAGUGACACACAGCCCCGAAAACAAGGUGACGGUGUUGCUGAAGCCUUUGUCUCUGUCCCCCUCACCUCUCAGAGCUCUCCACCUGCUGCUCAGCUCCAGGCUCCCCGUCACCUGGUGGCUGGAGGCUGAGAGGCUGCCUCCCAACCUCCCAGUGCUGGUGCAGAUAUCCUCAAACUCCAGCGUGCAGUCCCACACCCUGUUUUUGAAUGUCCAAAUGGUGCAUUCGCUGCCUUUUCAUCCACGUGCGCUGCACCGCUGGGCUCUGAAACACCAUGGCAACAUGUCCUCUUUGACACACACAGCACACGGCAAUCGAGUCUACGUCCCACUGGGAGAGGAUCUUACCCUGCCAGCUGUGUGCCAGUUGCAGUCCAUGUUCCUCUCUCACAACUACAUGACCUCUGAGCUGCAGCCACAGGAUGUGCAGGGCUGCGUUGACUCGCCAGCAGGUGGGAUCAGCCCCGAAGUCCAUGUGAUCAAGCUCCAUUCAGUGGGCUCAGGACUCUGUGGCUCUCUCCAGGUGGAGGUGAUCGUCUCUCUUGUGCCCCUGGUGGCCAACUCAAAGACCCAGGCGGUUGUGCUGAUUCUCAGCAGCUCUGUGCCAGUCAACUGGGCCAUUGUUGCUCAUGGUGUCCGGGGUCAUAUAUCUGUUCAUUCGUCUAACAGUGUGUCCCCACCUUACCCACCUGAACCUGACCUGACCCUGUCCAGUUCACUUAACUCUGACCUGUCCACCAUACCCGACCUUCUUGUGUGGGCCCGUGAGAGCGGCUACAGCAAGCUGACCUCAUACACUGAGGCUGACCUGGCCAAUCGCUUUGUGAUCCAGCUGGCUGGGGGCGGCACAGACGUGGCUCCGGUGAUGAAUCCUCUGGUUGUGAGGCCUCCCUGGGCCGAGGAGCGCAGACUGAGGCAGUGGCUGAACGGUGGAGGCAGAGCGGGAAUAGGCCGCGAGAGUUUCACGGUGCAGUGUGAGGACGGACGCCUCAGCGUGACCGUCGACCAACACAUCCUGCAGAGCUUAUCUGUCCCAGUGGCUGCCGUGACCCUACGAGACUCGACGUGCCAGGCUCAGUCCAAUGGGAGUCAUUUCCUGUUGGUGUUCCCUGUCAUUUCCUGUGGGACUGAGGUUCUGCUCCUGGGACAGCCUAGAAGAGUGCAGUACAAAAACAUGGUGUUACUAUGGAAAGACGAUCCUCAGACCAUUCUGGCACUCAAUGAGACAGAAAUGAAGUCCAAAAGUCCACUCGGCAUACAUUUCAGCUGUUUGGCUGCAGUCCCCACUCUCCCCGGAUCUGACGAUGGUGAUGAUGUUGAUGUAAACACUCCUCCGGCAGGCCUGGUCCCCUGGGCCCCCGAGGGUCCGGGACCUGAUCCAGGACUGAGCCACCUACCGACACCCAGACGCAGAUCUGGGCCUGUGCUUAUCUUGAAGCUCUUUGUCACUGAGAGCUACGAGCAGAGACGGAUUGGCCCCUGCGUCAUCACUGCAGACCACCGUGUCUAUGUUGAGAUUUCAGCCAAAGGGCCCUUCAUAGAUGUCGUGGAGGUGAAGUCAUGUGUGAUCUCUCCUCUGUCGGACCCCAAAAAGUCUCGUUUCUGGACUGUCAUAAGCGACGGCUGUUCCUCGGACCCCUCGCUGACCCUCGGUGCAAAGACACAAGAUGAAGAGGAAGAAGAGGACGAAGGUGAUGACGACGAACUGGAAGAGGAAAAGGAAGAGAUAGACGGACCGGAAAAAGACAGAGAUGGAGAUGUCCCACUCCGACACAAAGUCGAGAGAAGAGGGAGUUUGAGAGCACCAGAAAUUAUGGAAAAGAAUACCACAGAUGUGGGAGCAGAGGUGGAGAUACAGCCUUUGAGGUUUAGUUUCAUCCUGCGACCAGUUUAUAAUGACUCUAUGCAGUUCCUCCACUGCAGCCUUCGCCUGUGUAUCUCUGACUUGAAAAGAGGGGAACCCAAGAAGGAAACAGUAAAGAAUGACUGUCAGGGUGGGCUACGUAUCCCUCCACUUGUAUCUAGAUCAACCAGACAUCAGUGUGAGAUCAGAAACCUCUCCAGGCCCAUGGUGGUCACCCAGCCUAUUAGUUCACUGGCACCCAAACUGCCGAGGCCUCCUGCUGGCCAAAGAACCAAGAGACUGAGUGUCUCCCCGCUGGCCAGUCCAGACCCAGAGCACAGCAACUCUGUGGUGCAGACAGGACCAGUGAUGGGAAUCGUUUUCGCUGCCUUUGUGAUGGGUGUCGGUCUGAUGGGGGGACUGUGGUGCAUUUAUUAUUACACAGGUAAUGAGAUCAGCUUCCCUCUGUCACCUAUAGGUCACACAAUCAGAGGCUUUACCCACACAUGCUUUUUUGAUCAGAAAUGUGUCACGAUGAGUCCACGAGAGCUGUUUUUACGCCUUUUGUUCGCACUCAGCGUCUUGUGGGCCCUCUCCCCCUAAACGGUGCCGGCAAGCCCGUACGUAAUGCAGCCUGCGGAGGCUUCCUCGGGGCCCGAGCCUCACAUGGGUUCCGCUCCGACAUGAGCAACGGCGACGAGGGCUCUUAGCUUGUCUCCAUGACUCGGGAAGGACUCAGCCAGACAUUUCUCGUUUGUCGGCUGAGAUGGACAACAUAGCGCUGCAACACAUGUCUUUCGGUUUAAUCAAAGGCUUUCAUUUUUAAGGAUUCUGUUAUUCUACAGUAUUGUUAUUUGUUAUUGAAAAAAACAAGCAUUUUCCAAAAGGUUUGGUGUGUUUUAUGCAUGUUUGUAAUCCUAAGGGAUUAAAAAAACAAAUAACCAAAUACCAAAAUUGAAAAUUGAUUACCUACCCAAUGAACGAAUCACAGAAUAGUGAGUAUUCGGGCUGUCAAUCGAUUAGAAUAUUUAAUCGUGAUUAAUCGCAUGAUUGUCCAUAGUUAAUCUCAAUUAAUCGCGUAAUCGUACAUAUUUAUCUGUUCAAAAUGUACCUCGAAGGGAGAUUUGUCAAGUAUUUGACACUCUUAUCACAUGAGAAUGGGCAAAUAAGCCUGUUUCAUGCAAAUGUAUGUAUAUAUUUAUUAUUGGAAAUUAAUUAACAGCACAAAAUGACAAAUAUUGUCCAGAAACCCUCACAGGUACUACAUUUAGCAUAA
This is a messenger RNA of Sebastes umbrosus (honeycomb rockfish), 3778 nucleotides long. RefSeq names its product endoglin, like (gene engl). The transcript is spliced from 15 exons. The record is from RefSeq and is a predicted model, not a curated record. The coding region runs from base 448 to 3105 and encodes 885 amino acids. NCBI's taxonomy places the organism in Eukaryota, Metazoa, Chordata, Actinopteri, Perciformes, Sebastidae.